Molecule: messenger RNA, 2755 nt
Organism: Melitaea cinxia (Glanville fritillary)
Lineage: Eukaryota; Metazoa; Arthropoda; Insecta; Lepidoptera; Nymphalidae
Product: U2 snRNP-associated SURP motif-containing protein
Exons: 19
Biological process (GO): RNA processing
Cellular component (GO): nucleus
Molecular function (GO): RNA binding
Source: RefSeq, a predicted model, not a curated record
AUGAAAAAAAUAUAAGACGAGUAAUUAAGGAGGUUCUAGUUAGGCCAGAUGAGUAACCGAGGUUUAUCAAAAAAAGAGCUCGAAGAGCUACGUAAAAAAGAAGAAGAGGAAGCAGCCGCACAUGUGUUCAAAGAGUUUGUAGAGACAUUCCAAGAGGUACCGAGCACAACAUCUAAAGUAUGGGUUAAAGCUGGAACAUACGAUGCGGGGGCAAGAAAGGAAGAUACCUCAGAAAGAGGUAAACUAUACAAGCCAAUGUCACGACUGGACGACAAGGUUCGGACAGUCACAGAAGCGGAUGUGGUACGAAGUCUCGCACAACGGCCUGAACCACCGGGCAGGCCAAAAAAUAAGAAGGCUGGAGAUAAGAAAAAGAGUAAUUUGGAAUUAUUCAAAGAGGAACUGAGACAAAUUCAAGAGGAACGUUCCGAGCGACAUAAAUACAAGAAUGUGCUACGUGACCGUGGAGUUGUGGGCGUCGAACCCGUUCUGGACAUGAUACCAGAUGUGGGCUCCUAUGAUACAGGAGACCCUAAUACUACUAACUUGUAUCUUGGCAAUUUAAACCCUAAGAUAACAGAACAGCAGCUAAUGGAGAUAUUUGGGCGGUACGGUCCACUUGCUAGCAUCAAGAUCAUGUGGCCUCGGUCUGAUGAGGAAAAGGCGCGUGGCCGCAACUGUGGCUUUGUGGCUUUUAUGUCGCGUAAGGACGGUGAACGUGCUCUACGCUGCAUCAACGGUAAGGAGAUAAUGAACUACGAGAUGAAGCUUGGCUGGGGCAAGGCGGUGGUGAUCCCGCCGGUGCCCAUCUACAUCCCACCAGCACUACAGCAGCCCUGCAAGCCUCCUCCGCCCUCCGGACUGCCCUUUAACGCGCAACCACCCAAACAUCUAGCUGGGAAGAUACCAAGAGUGCGACCCGGUGAAUAUUAUCCGAGCGAUCCUGAAGAUAGAGCAGAAUACGAGCAGAUUCUAUCACAAUCCAUAGUAAAAGUGGUGAUACCGACAGAAAGGAACAUCUUAAUGUUGAUCCACCGUAUGGUUGAGUUCGUGAUCCGCGAAGGUCCUAUGUUCGAAGCCAUCAUCAUGAACAAGGAGAUGAACAAUCCCUUCUUCCGGUUCCUCUUCGAGAACCAGUCGCCAGCACACAUAUAUUACCGCUGGAAGUUGUUUUCGAUGCUACAAGGAGAUUCGCCCAAGAGUUGGUCGUUAGAAGACUUUAGGAUGUUUAAAGGCGGGUCAGUUUGGCGUCCGCCAGUUAUGAAUUUGUACACUGCUGGUAUGCCUGAUGAGUUGGUAGAAGAAGAAGACGCCAAAGACAAUAUUAGAGGCACACUGUCUACAAACCAGCGCGACCGGCUGGAGGACAUCAUCCGCUCGCUGACGCCGGCGCGGCGCAGCGUGGGCGAGGCCAUGGCGUGGUGCCUGGAGCACGCGGAGGCGGCGGGCGAGGUGGCGGCGUGCCUGGCCGAGGCGCUGGCGCAGCCGCGCACCGCGCCGCCGCGCCGCGUCGCGCGCCUCUACCUGCUGUCCGACGUGCUGCACAACGCCGGCGCCAAGCUCACCAACGCCAGCGCCUACCGCGGCGCCUUCCAGCAGCGCCUCCCGCAGAUCAUGCGCGAGUGCCACGCGGCCUGGGCGCGCAUGUCGUCGCGCCUGCAGCAGGAGGGCUUCCGCGCGCGCGUCACGCGCAUCCUGCAGGCCUGGGCCGACUGGGCCGUCUACCCCACGGACUUCCUGCUGCACAUCAACGACGUCUUCCUGGGCCACGACAAGGGCGAGCUGCGCACGAGCGGCGAGCCGGCGGGCGAGGAGCCGGGGUCGGGCGCCGCGUCGCCGGACGGGUCGACGGCGUCCGGCGCGUCCGGCGGCUCGGGCGGCUCCGGCCCGCUGGACGGGGCCGCGCUGCGCCGCCUCGCCGAGCAGCGCCCGCCGCAGCUCACCGUCAGGCCCGACGCCGCGGACAUCGACGGCGUGCCCGUGGAUGAGGACAUAGACGGCGUUCCGCUGGAAGCGGAGGGCUCGGCGGAGGACGGGGAGGGCGAGGGCGAGGGCGAGGGGCGCGGCGUGGCGGGCUUCGUGCCGUCGCGCUGGGAGAGCGUGGAGCCCGCCGCGCCCGAGCCGCGCGAGCCCACGCCGCCGCCGCCCGACGGUACCUCAUACACCCCCCCAAACGUUUCCAGGGGCGUGGAGUCCCCGCGCAGCCGCAGCGGCGAGGCGGCGCUCCAGCGCGAGACCCUGCGGGACAUCGAGCUGCGGGUGCUGAAGUACGCCGACGAGCUGGAGGCCGGCGCCAGAGCCCUGCGACCCGGCUUCGCGCCGCCCGCGCAGGUGCAGCACUACCGCCGCAAGCUCAUCAAGAAGGCACUCCGAGAAGCAAAGGAAGCAGAGGAAGUAGGAUCUCCGGGCGGAGACGAUGAUGCGUUCUCUACGUCUUCUAAGAAAUCAAAAAAAUCGCGAGAGCCCACAUUGUCGCCACCGCCUAAACGUUCUCGGUACGUACCGAGUGAACGAAAAUCAAGAUCGCGAUCCAGGUCACGCGAGCGGGAUAGAGAAAGGGAACGAGAGAGGGAAAGAGAUAGAGAGAGAGACAGAGAGAGGCGAAGACGCGCGUCGCCCGCGACCCCUCCGCACCACAGGAAGCACGCGAAACACGCCAAAUACAAAUACUGACAGUAUGCUUUAGAAUAAGUCUAAAACUAUUAAGAAGUAUCUUCAGUUUGUAAAAUUUUUAAUAUAAGCUUCAUGUAAAGUA